Molecule: messenger RNA, 2895 nt
Organism: Neospora caninum
Lineage: Eukaryota; Apicomplexa; Conoidasida; Eucoccidiorida; Sarcocystidae
Exons: 12
Coding region: 1-2895 (964 amino acids)
Source: RefSeq, a predicted model, not a curated record
AUGCGGACUCUCGUCGUGGGAGACGAGAACCUCUCGUUCUCCGUCUGCCUCGCUGGCAACCCUGCGUUCGCAGCCGAUGGGCUCGACGUCGCGUGUGGAGUCCACGAGGAACAGUUGAAGGACGAGGCGAAGGAGUUUGUGGAACAGCUGCGCACUGGAGGCUCACGCGUUCACUUCGGCGUCAAUCCUGCGCAACUCCGAAAUUACUUUCCCCCCGGCACUUUCGACCGUGUCAUUCUCGUCCUCCCAGGGCUCGCGUACCAUGGGUGUCCGUCGCUGGUUGGGUUCGGCAGCGAGUUGUUCGUUCUUCGACUCCACCUCUUCUGCUUCAGUGUGCUGAAGUCUUCGCGUCCCAUCGUGCGAGCAAAUGCGGAGUAUCAGCUUCUGUGGCCUUCGCGGCUGCCGACCCUGGCGCUGCUGAAGAAGUUCCCCGAGGAUUUCCACGCAGGCGAAGACGCCCCCGCGGAUCCGAGCCAAGUCGCAAAGGCUGCGCCAGCAGGAGAAAGCGACGCUGAAGCUGCAGAGGAAGAGAAGGCCGACAAGGCCGACGAACCGUCUGCGACGGCUGACGAGACGCAUGCGCAUGCAGAGGAGGCAGGCAGUGGAGACGGGGAGGCGCCCGGCGCAGCAGACGAAGCGUCAGGUGCGGGGAACGGAAAUCCGGACUCGCCUCAGGAGCCCGAGGGUGAUGAAAAAGGCAUGCAGCCCUCUGCACUCGACGGAUUCCCGAUGAUCGACAUGGACAAACUCGCCAAAUUCUGCUCCAUUCAAAGGCCCCUCAAUCAGGACUAUCGGCUGCCUCUGAGCAGCUUCGGCGCCUGGCGACCGAUGGUGCAUCGCCACGAGUCCCCCGAGAACGGCGUCAGCGGGACUCUCUUCGAAGGCGUGGAGGAGAAGACUGCGCCGUGGCUGGAGCGUCUGGUAUUUUACGCUUUUCGCCACCAGGAAGACGGAAAGAAGGAGGAAGGCGCAAACCCCGAAGACUACAACAUCCUCCGCGUUCCGUCCAGCGUGAUGCAGUACUCCCGAGAGAGGCUGCCGCACGUAAAUGAACUUUUCCUCUUCAAGCUGUUUGGGGCCAGAUCCGUGUCUUUGCUCGUCAGCAAACUUUCGCUCAAAUACGACCCUCGAAUCGCAGGCUGGCGUGGCCAGGGCCUGGGGGCGGCUCAGCGGGCCCCAGCGGGCGGGGCUCCUAUAGGGGGACACUCCGCCCCGGGGGCCUACUGGGGUCCGCCCCACUUUGCGGCUCGGGCGUCCGGUCGCGGGCCGCAUGCGCCCGGAUUUUGCCCGCACCGCGGCCCCGGAGGGCCCUUCUACGGGGCGGGCUCCCCGCGACCCCACAUGGGGCCCGGCGGCCUAGGCCCCGGCGUCGAUGUGCGGGCCCAAGGGUACCCCGGGGGCGGGCCCCGCGGCGGGCCGGGCCCGAUGUGUGGGCCGCAGUCGGGGGCGCUGGGCGGGGGGCCUCGCCCCUUCGCCGGGGGGACCGGGGACAACGGGUACGGGGCCAGCGGGCCUGCGGGAAGCCCGGGAGCCGGUCUUGGCGAGCACGCGGGGUACGUGGGCUCUGUGGGGCCCGCAGGCCGAGACGCGGGCGCGACAUUCGCCGGGUCAAGUGCAGUGGCCAGAUAUGAAAGCUUCGGCCACACAGGCGUCGGAGGUCCCCAAGGCGGCACUCCGACAGGCUACAGCCACGGGGGCAUGCAAGACCAACCGUACUCUGGUUACGGCCAGGGGGCAGAGUCCAGCCAGCCCGUGUCCGGGUAUGAAUGCGGGCCUGCGCCUCACGCUGCCACAGGCUUUCCGAGCGCCGCCGCGAACAGCCACGGAGCGGCGGGUGGAGGCUCCUCGGGGUAUUACCAGACGAAAUCGAAUGCGUAUUCGUACGGCUACGGCGCCAAUGAAGCGGCCCCAUCAGGUGAGGACGUGUCAUCUUAUUCGUCGCAUUCGUUCCCCUCUGGGCCUCCUCCGAAGCGAUGGCGCACCGGCGAUCCCUCUGUCCCUUCGCCCUCGGCUCCAUCUCCCUACGGGGCCUACCGUCAGCCUUGUCACUCUGGAGCCCCCACCGCAGAUGCAGAAAAUCCGUAUCCUUACUCGGCGCCGUACGAUCAGGCCAACGGGACAAUGUCCUCGGAGACCUCUCACGGCGCUUCACAGGGCGGUUGGGGCCCAGGUGCGGGGAGUGUCUCCGCGUAUGGGGCGCAGGGUGUCGACAGCUACUACAGCGGACCCAACCAACCGGGAGGGAAUGCCGUCGGGGGAGGCCGGGUGCACGACCCAAGCGGAUACUACACACAAGGCGCGACUCCCAACUCAGGCGCCACGUAUGUGAACGGCGGCGGGGCAUCUGUCGGGCCGUCUGCCGCCGCGGGGAGCACUGCAGCCCAGUGGUCUUCGGUUUCGGCGGGCGCGGGCGACGCGAAGGCUGCGGCUGCGGGAGGCGCCCCAGGCUACGAUCACCUUUACCAAGACCCGACGCACGCAUUUUCCCGUUCGCCCUCCGCUCCCGGUCCCUACGGAAAUGCGCGCUCUGCGCACGCUGCCUCGGCGACGUACUACUGCGCCCCGCCCUCGGCGAGCGGGGACGUGGCAGCGGGACACGCCUCCGGGGCACCAGGCCCGUCAGCGAGGCCCGCCGGGACAGGGUACGGGCGCCCAGGCCCUGGAGGGGGCCAAGGGAGCACGGCCGGCUAUUCGGGGACCUAUGGAGGCGGCUCGAGCGCCGGAGGGGCGAGCGCCUCAGCGCCAAGCAACGUGAACAGCCAACCGGGGACUGGCCGGGGUGGAACCAAUGGAGGCUACGCGAGCUACUGCUCAUCGGCAUACGGGUCUGCGGGUGGCGCGGCCGGUCCGUCUUCGGGCGCCGUGAAGGGACGGUAUGCGUACGGAAGAUUUUGA